CUGGCGCAUCCUGAGGAAGCUGCGCAGCGCGGGCCGCCGGCCACCGGGACGUGGCUGCGCAAAGCUGAAUUUUCAACAUCCUGGAUUUUGCCAAUUGCAUCCCCAAGGUACUGUUUACCUCUAUUACCAGUAGAUCCUGAAAGCUGGUAGUUAUACCUGAAGGCUCGUCAUCAUGGUAGUCAUAUUGGAAGACUUCAACUCAAGACUGACAACUUCCAUGAGUGACAUCUCACCAGAGUGAGUAAGGAGGGGAAGAUGAGUGGCAUCUGGAACAAACUUUGGGUGUAAGGAGGGAUUCUCACCCAGACAGAGACAAAUAUGCAGUUAGCAGUUAUUUUCCUGGUUCUCCUGGGGACUGCAUCAGGGGGAGAGGCGCUACACCUAAUCGACUUACCUGCUACAAGCAAUGUGGCAGAGAAUUCGCCACCAGAGACUUCAGUGCACAAGUUUUCUGUGAACUUGUCCAUAUCCCUGUCACCUGUGAUCCCAGGAUUUCCCAUGAUAAUCAAUUCAAGUCCCCUGACUGAAGGCUUCAGGGUGAACUGGCUAUCAGGCACCGACUUUGAGGUUGUCACGACUGGGAAGGAACAACUAGAUUUUGAAACAGGACCAAACAUAUUUGAGCUGCAGAUUUAUGUUAAGGACGAUGUCGGGGUCACUGACUUGCAGGUCCUCACUGUCCAGGUGACAGAUGUGAAUGAGCCACCUCAAUUUCAAGGCAACUUGGCAAAAGGUCUAGAACUCUACAUAGUAGAAGGAACAAAACCUGGGUUCAUUUACCAGCUUGAGGCCCUGGAUCCAGAAGACACAAGCCAAAACAUACCCCUCAGUUAUUUCCUAAUUUCUCCCCCGAAGAGCUUCAGAUUAUCUGCUAAUGGCACCCUUAUCUCCACAAUGGAAUUUGACUUUGAAGCAGGACACAGAAGUUACUGUCUCCUCAUGGAAGUGAGAGAUAGCCUAGGGCUCAAAGCCGCCACAGAACUCCAGGUGCACAUCGUGAACAUCAAUGAUGAAACCCCUCGCUUUACCAGCCCAAAGCGCGUGUACAAGAUUCCCGAGGAGCUGAGUCCAGGAACCAUUGUAGCCAAUAUCACAGCUGAGGACCCGGAUGAUAAAGCUUUUACCAACAUCCUCCUCUACAGCAUCACUACUGUUAACAGAUACUUCAUGAUCAAUCAGAUAACUGGUACCAUCCACGUGGCUCACAGGCUAGACCGAGAUGCAGGAGAAUUAAGACAACAUCCAGCCAUUAUCUUGGAAGUUCUGGUGAAGGAUAGACCCUUUGGAGGUCAGGAGAAUCGUAUACAGAUAACCUUCCUUGUAGAAGACAUCAACGACAACCCUGCUGCUUGCUCCAAGUUCACGUUCAGCAUUACAGUCCCCGAAAGAGCAGCCAAGGGGAAGAUACUUCUGGAACUGUACAAGUUCUGCUUUGAUAAUGACAGUGAAGCACCAAACAACCAAUUCAACUUCACCAUGCCAUCUGGAGUGGGGAGCGGCGGCAGAUUUUUACAGGAUCCAGCUGGCUCUGGGAAAAUUGUGUUGUUUGGUGAUCUAGAUUAUGAAAAUCCAAGUAAUCUAGCAGUCGGCAAUAAAUACACCGUGAUAAUCCAGGUGCAGGAUGUUGCUCCUCCAUACUACAGAAAUAACAUCUACGUUUAUAUCAUAACAAGCCCAGAAAAUGAGUUUCCUCUUGUCUUUGAUAGGCCAUCCUAUGUAUUUGAAGUGUCCGAAUUAAGCCCAGCUAGAACCCAGAUUGGACGGGUGCAAGCGACUGAUAAAGACUUCCCCCAGAGCAGCGUUGUGUACUCCAUCUCCACUGGAGGGGCCAACCACCAGUACCCAAACAUGUUUUGGAUUAAUCCCCAAACGGGAGAGCUCCAGCUGGUGACUAAUGUGGAUUAUGAGACGACCCCCAUCUAUGUUCUCAGAAUCCAGGCCACCAACAGUGAUGACACAACUUUAGUCAAUGUGACUGUGAAGAUCCUUGGAACAAAUGACGAAAAGCCAAUUUGUACCCCACACUCUUCUUUCCUGACCAUCCCAGUGGAUCUGAAAGUUGGCACAAAUAUUCGUAAUUUCAAGUUGACAUGUACAGACCUUGAUUCCAGUCCCAGGUCUUUUCGUUACUCCAUUGGCCCAGGCAAUAUCAACAGUCAUUUCACCUUUUCUCCCAGUGCUGGGUCCAACGUCACACGCCUGUUCCUUGCGACUCGAUUUGACUAUACUGGUGGGCUUGAUAAGAUCUGGGACUACAAACUACUUGUCUACAUAACUGAUGACAACUUGCUGUCAGGCAGGAAGAAAGCUGAGGCUCUUGUUGAAACUGGAACAGUGACACUGAGUAUUAGUGUCAUUCCUCAUCUUACCACGAUUGUCACCACUACCCCCAGGCCCAGGAUCACCUACCAGAUCUUGAAGGAAAAUGUUUAUUCUCCAUCAGCCUGGUAUGUGCCUUUUACCAUCACAUUGGGCUCCAUAUUGCUUCUGGGUCUCCUGGUGUUCCUGAUCAUCCUAUUGGCCAAAGCCAUCCACAGACACUGCCCCUGCAAGCCUGGGAAGCACAAGAAGCCUCUGGUGAAGAAAGGAGGAAUGAAGAAUACAAAGAGAGAGGCUGUGGUGGAAACAAUCCAGAUGAGCACGGUCUUUGAUGGAGAAGCCAUAGACCCAGUUACUGGGGCACUAUAUGUAUUCAACUCAAAAACUGGAGUCAGGAAGUGGAAAGAUCCAUUAACCCAGAUGCCAAAAUGGAAAGCUUCCAGUCCCCAAGGAGCUGCUCCAAGUGAAGCUGUCUCUGGGGAAAGGACCUGGCUACCUAGGAGCCCUGGCUGGGAAGGAGAUGGGCUGAGCCGCAAAGCUCAGGCUGAGGAUGCAGGCCCCAGCUUCAGGAACCAGGAUGACAAGCCAGGCACCCCAAGAAGCAAAAAUGCAGCCCUGACAAGCAGGGCCUUUCCCAGACCACACACAGGACAGUAAGUGGUAUCUUGUUGCCAGCACCCCCACCGGUGUAGCAACAGGGAGGGGUCUGGACAGUCAAGCAGUGCUGCCUCACACUUAAUUCUGUAAGGGACUGGGGUAAGGGAACCAGGGGUGAAACUAUGGGCUAAAGGGACUUCGGGACCUGGAUCUCAAAUGGGAUGUUUGACAAACUUUAAAACAAACAGAAAGAGGUUGAUUACACAGUUGCCUUUUUCUGAAAUGACACAGGAGAAAUUUCUCUGUGCUUCUGAUCCACUGGAUGUGGAACUGUGUUUCUUCCCCACAUUGGCUGAUAGGAAGCUCCCCAUUCCGCUCACCCCUCGGAAGUACACAUAAAUAUUAAGGACUAGCUUCACACAUUUGGUUUCAUCUUAUUUUCCUGCCUUUAUUUUAGUAUCAGCUAGAAUUCUUGUAAAGUUCAACACCACAUACCUUUUGUAAAUCACCUCAAUCUUUAUCAAAAGAAGCAGAGCCACGAAAAAAAAAAGGGGGGGACGAGCAAAUAAUGGGUCAUUCAUCUGGAAGAAGGAAACAUAAUAGGUACUUUUUUAAAAUUCUUUUUUUAUUGUUGUAUGACCUAUUCAAUAAAGUGUAUAGGUCUAAGAUAGUCAUCUUGAUAACGUAGGCUCCUCCCAGAGAUAAUAACUAUUCUGAUCCUUAGCAGAGAUUAAUUUGGCCUGUUCCCAAAUCUCAUAUAAAUCACAUAGAUUCCAUUUAUAUGGUCUUAUGUCUGGCUUCUUUUGCUCAAUGUCAUAUCUGCUGUACUGUAGAUCAGGACAGUUUCUCCUUUGUGUCUUCUUCCAUUGUACAAUAUACCACUGUUUAUUUAUGCAUUCUAUACUUCAGUGGUUGCUUCACAUUUUUUGUUACAAUGAGCUACAGCACCAUAAACUUGUGGAUGUCUUGGGAUGAGCAUAAACACAUUUCUUCUGAGCAUACUCCUAGGGGUGGAAUUGCCAAAAUCAUUGCUGGAAUUUGCUGAGAAUUCCAAAGUUGGUGGUGCCAAUGUACACUUCCACCAGCAAUGAUUUCGUGUUCUGAUACUUUAUGUCCUUGUAAACUCUUGGUAUUCUAGUCCCUUUAAUUUUAGUCAUCCUGAUUAAAAUUUCUCUUGAAAUGAAAUCACUCUUUUUUCCUCAAAGCUAAAACAACAUUAACCUCCCUGCCCUGGUCCUUCCUACCGCCUGCGGUUGAAAGCAACCACAGGACUCAGUAGAGACACAAAGGGAAGCUCUAUUCAACCACAUGACUGGGAUUCCCUUGUGGGUGUGAGCAACAAGCUGAAAGUGAAGGAUACCAUGAUGAAAUAGAAGCAGAACUUUUCAGUGUGUGCCCAGUAGAGACCAAGCAAGCGUGACUUCAGCUCUGUGUCCUGCUACCCAGCUGCUGUGAUCCAAUAACUACAAAAAACGACCAGAAGAGAGUCUAGUAGAGCAGCACCCCCUCCCCAGUUGGGGAGCCAGAUGAGGACAUCCCGGGCCCACAACGACCUGUGGGAGGCAGGCAGAAUCCAUCCUGCAAACCCGGAACUUCAGAGGGAACAGCUGCUGGUUUAUUGUGUGCAUAUGUGUGACUUCUCAACAAAAGAAACAUUUAAAAAAUGCCCCGUCCUGGCCUAGAUCAGGCGUGAUUUAUUAAUAAGGGUUGGUUGCCAAGGAACUCCCUUGAAUAGCUUUAAAUUUUGCAAAAGUAGGCAGAGCUGUUCAUUUGUGGAGGUUAAAGUGGGUGAAGUGGCUGAUUACCCAUUUAAGACUCCAGGAGUCUGUGGAACCCCCAGUAAAAUGCCUUCCUCAGAAGCUGUCGGCCUCAAUGCAAGUACAAUGAGGCUCAGAGAAGUCUGAAGGGGGACCUAAUAGCUGUUUAUGAGCCCAUUAAGGAUGAUUAAAAGGAGGGCAGUGAGCAGCUGUUCUCCCUUCCACUGUGAUGACAGGGCAAGGGGGAAUUGUGUUCCAAGGCCAGAGAGAUUUAAGUUAGGCACAGGGAGGGACUUCCUGCAGGCGGGAGUCUGUGUGGAGCUGUUUCUUCCCUGGUGAUGGACAGAAGGAGCUACUUGUCUCCCAAGCCCCAAGAGAUGAGUCCCAAGGAACCCAAGACUUGAGGUCAGGAAUGGCCUGAGUAGCAGGCACCUGCCCUCCCCUGUGCCCCCUGCAUAUUUGGCUCUUUGAGUCUGUGGACUAAAGCCAUUUACUAAGUUUGGUUUCUCACAUUUACUAAGUUUGAAGCCAAGAACCAUGAUAAAUCUUUAGAAGUUUUCUCACAUUUCUCUCCCUAGACUUUAAACACCUGCGCAACUAUUAUAACUAACAUAGACUUACCUGGCUCUGAGUAAGCCGUAAAGACGGUUAGGACAGGAGGAAUGCCUAAUUGUUGAGGGAUUUAAAACCGCAAGGUGAGUUCCUUUUUCUUCACACCCUCGUGGGAGUGCAAACUGGUCCAACCGCUAUGGAAAGCGUGUGGAGAUUCCUCAACCUACUAAAGAUACAGCUUCCAUAUGAUCCAGCAAUUCCACUCCUAGGUAUUUACCCAAAGGACACAGAAUCAUUAAUUCAAAAGGGCACCUGCACCCCUAUGUUUAUAGCAGCACUAUUUACAAUAGGUAAGCUAUGGAAACAACCCAGAUGCCCAAAAAUAGAUGACUGGAUCAAGAAGGUGUGGUACAUAUACACAAUGGAAUAUUACUCGGCAAUCAAAAAGAUAAACUCAUGCCAUUUGCAGCAACAUGGAUGGAGCUAGAAGGGAUCAUGCUCAGCGAAAUAAGCCAGAAAGAAAAAGAAAAAUACUGGAUGGUCUCACUCAUAGCAGGAAUUUAGAAAACCCAAAUAAGAGACCAGGAAAAAGGCUAAUUAUAAUAAAGUAAAAAUCAAAAUCAAAAAGCAACUAUAAACCAGAGACACACUA
Messenger RNA from Talpa occidentalis (Iberian mole), 5877 nucleotides. It is a transcript of the gene CDHR3, whose product is annotated as cadherin related family member 3. Bases 319 to 2976 code for a protein of 885 amino acids. The record is from RefSeq and is a predicted model, not a curated record. NCBI's taxonomy places the organism in Eukaryota, Metazoa, Chordata, Mammalia, Eulipotyphla, Talpidae. Gene Ontology annotation, cellular component: membrane. The transcript has 21 exons. Gene Ontology annotation, molecular function: calcium ion binding. Gene Ontology annotation, biological process: homophilic cell-cell adhesion.